CAAAAACGCGCAAUUGAAAAUCAGAGGAACAGAACGAACAAAAAGAGCGACGUCAAAAUUAGAAAAUCAUGACAUUUUGCCACCACAUUUAUCGCAUUAUUACUAUUACCAUGGCUGCGUUUUUGGUCUCUUGAUUCUGAGCGUCCCUUACACGUUUCAUUUACAUUUAUUCAUCUGACGCAUUUACAGUGUGUAACGCGGUACUUUCAAUAAUUUUGCCAUUUCAGCAGCAGGGUCCUUUUUACUGGGUAAAUUCAGGCAAAGGUGAAGAGUGUCGCGCGAACAAACGAGCCGACGGGAUGCGCGCGGAAGGACGAUUCUCCUUGGCAACGGUUGCUAACAACAGAUGAGGACGAACUCUGCGAAUUGAAGCGCUCGCCGUCUGUGGCCCCAAGUAAGAUCGAUCAUCAUGCCUCGAGGGCGGUCAGCCAGGAGCAUCCAUUCCGACAGCAGUGAGACUGACCUUGACAAUAUUGCCGAGUUGGAGAUGACCAAAUUACAGAGGCAGUUUCGGAUCAUGGAGGGAGACCGGCAGGCGUACACCAUACAGGCACAAGAGCAAAUCCGCACUCAGCGUCUGGAGAUAGAUAGGCUCCAGGAGGAGCAGGAGGAGCUGCAGUGCAGACUACAAGUCUCCCAGAGCCACUCCCACCAACAGCAAGAUGUGGACACUGUACAAGCCAUGCGCCGCCUGCUCAACCAGCAGGAUGAGGUCCAUGAGCAGCUGGAGAGCCAGAAGGAGAGCCUCGUUCACCUGGAGCAAGAGAUUCUCAGCAUGGAGAAGAAGCUGGCGGGCUUAAGGAGGACAAGAACCUCUGUGAACCUGAAACAGAAGUCUGAGGCCUCUGAGAAGAAGAAGGCUACCCGCACGCUGGAGAAUAAGCUGGACCGUACCCUCGUUCGAUUUAACGAGCAGCUGACCAAGAAUGCACAGCUGAGGGCUGACCUGGAGACGCUGCGGCUCGAACGAGUCCGUUUCCAGCAGCUCCAGCGUAAAUUGGACAAGGAGCUGCAGGCGGUCCACAGGGACAUUAGGGAUACGAUCAACCGGUCCACUGUCGCUUAUGAUGUCAGGGUGGAGGCUCAGUCCAAGAUGGCGCUGCUAAAGGAGAAGGCAGUGAAGGACUUGGCUCAGUACAGUGCAGAAAUGAAAGAGCUGGAGAGGAUUAUCGCACACGAGCAGCAUCUCAAAGACUUCAUGAGCACCAAGAGCAGUGACAGGAGCGGCCAUGGAGGCAGCUUGGAUCCUACACAUAGCCAAGAGCCAGAAGAGAGGGACCACAAGAGAACGGAAAAAGGGGAGGACAUGGUGGACUCUCUGGAAGAGGUAUUUCACAGGAUCCAAAGUAUGACUGGAGAGGAGGAUCUGGACCUGCUUGUCUCCAAGUUCAUCCAGACUGAGGAACAGAACUUUGCACUGUUCAACUACGUGAACGAGCAAAACAACGAGGCUGAGUCUCUGAAGGACCAAAUCAAGCAGGUUCAGCAGGAGAUGGGCCAGUUCCAAGCAGAAGAGGAAAGCCAGGAGGCAAGGCAUUGCAGCCUUCUGACAGACAUUGACACGCAGCAGCGCAAAACCGAGGUCCGAGUGCAGAGCUAUGAGAGCCAGGCAACAGAAGCCAGCAAGAUCUUGGACCAGAUUAAGACAGGAGUGGGACGGAUGUUCCAUAAGCUGGAGUGUGACUUCUCUGUACUUGAAGAUAUGCUGGGCUCUUCCACAGAGAUCAGGGAGAGUAAUAUCAUGACCUACCUGAGCCUCGUAGAGAACAGGACCAAUGAUCUCCUCAGCAUGCAGGUCUUCCUCAACUCCAAGAACCUUGGUAACAACUACGAUGAAAAAGAUGUGCCGUGGUUCCUGUUGAGUCAGAGUCUUGACAUUCAGCCGGAGAAUUUAUUGAUUCAACCACCAUCUGCUGGGGAUGACAUUGAGACAGAGGCUUCUCUUGUCACCGAUGAAGAUGACAGGCCUCUGACACAGAAAGAGCUCCGCCAGCGAAUCCUGACAGAGGUCCUACAGAAGGAGGCGGCUGCUUGCUCAGCCGGAGAGACAGAUGAUAAAGACUCAACAAUCAACAUGGUCUCCAGCCAACAACGCCGCUUCCAGGACUUAAGUCUGGAUGUGUCACCUUCCCUUCUCUGAGAACAGGUUAUUUCAUUGCCCUUGGACAGUCCCAGAGUGAGCGCAGGUGACCAUACGCCGCACACUGUAGGUUCAUGGGCAUUUGUCGUUUUUCCGUUCUUACGGCAACAGGCCACAUUGUCUGCCAUUUUCCAAAAAAGUAGACAUUUAGGAAGCACUCACAUGGUAUCCAGUGCAAUGCGGUGCCGUGGCAGUAGGUGGAGAUGUGGUCUUUCACUUGUUUUUGCAGCCAAUUUCAGUGCUGUACUGUAUGUAUUCUUUAAUAAUUAACACAUUGCGUGCAAUAACUAACAUUUCUGAAAUUCUAGUUUCACAAAUAUAAAUCACUGUUCCAGGCUUUCAGUAACUGAUUUUAAGAAUAUAUGAUUCAGACUUAGGAAUUAAUUUUAAGUAACUCAUAUAUA
Molecule: messenger RNA, 2544 nt
Organism: Scleropages formosus (Asian bonytongue)
Lineage: Eukaryota; Metazoa; Chordata; Actinopteri; Osteoglossiformes; Osteoglossidae
Product: coiled-coil domain-containing protein 114-like
Exons: 16
Coding region: 410-2140 (576 amino acids)
Biological process (GO): outer dynein arm assembly; cilium movement
Cellular component (GO): axoneme
Source: RefSeq, a predicted model, not a curated record